Suillus fuscotomentosus is the source of this 1248-nucleotide messenger RNA. RefSeq lists its product as uncharacterized. Lineage: Eukaryota; Fungi; Basidiomycota; Agaricomycetes; Boletales; Suillaceae. The coding region runs from base 1 to 1248 and encodes 415 amino acids. The record is from RefSeq and is a predicted model, not a curated record. The transcript has 6 exons.
AUGACAUUCAGGGCAGGAACAUACGACUUGAUUCCCGUCGGAACAGUUGUGAAGUUGCAGAUGUUCUGUAAAGUGGCUCGCCAUGCGGGUCCCGUUGGGCGUGCAGCGACACAUGCUGCAUCGAGCAGAACGACAAUGUUGAGAGCCUGGCGCGCUCGCAAACAGCACUUGAAACACGCGAGGACUGCCCAGGAGUUUGUUGCCCCCAAAGUUGUCCUCUUCUACCAAGCAGAUUGGACCCCAUAUCUCGAUGACCGCUCACGCAACCACGAGUCUGUCAGCAUCAUGAAAGAGUCAGAAGAUGCAACAGGCAUAAAUGCGUCGGCACUUGUUGACUUUCAUCCGGGUACAAGAGAUGCCCGAGAGAAACUCCGAUGGGCAUCAACGCGUGUAACUACUUUGCAGGAAGACAUCGCGUACUCGCUGUUUGGGAUCUUCAGCAUUCACCUCCCUGUAAUUUAUGGAGAAAAAAGACGGAACACGCUCGGACGACUUCUACAGGAGAUCAUAGCUCAUUCGGGCGACAUUGCGGCCUUGGACUGGUUGGGACAAUCGUCCAACUUCAACAAUGAGAUGCAGAUGUCGGUCUCCAUGCUGCAAAACAGUAUUGUGGCUGUGGAGUGGGCUUUGAGACUAUAUACCCUCCUGGAGAAUCCUAGCGUUCCUCAGUUCGCAGACGCCAGACUGCAACUACCUUGGAUCGCAUUUCCUCUCACCGAAGUGCUGGUGGAGACGGUCACGACGGAAGACAGCCUUGUUCAAUUCUUGCCUGCAAGGCAUACUCGGCAGUCAUUCCUGCUCGUUCAUGCGCGGAAUCGGGAUGAUCUCGGGCUGAUUAACUUUGCAGAUGAGACGCAGAGCGUAGAAGAUUGGCCCGAGUCCAAGUCUCCUGGAUACAAUGAGCCGACUACGCGAGAGUUGAGGCUGAUCGUUCGCCUCGGACAGCCUUUUGGUAGACUUUUGCUAGCGCAGCAGUGGGGUAGGGAGUAUAAGAGAAUUGCUUCGGAUAACAAUAUCAUCGCGCAAGUGAAGGACAUGACUUGUGUCGAUAACAUGAUGGACCUCAGGAUGUUAGAGAUAUUGUUUCAGAACUUCCUCUCGAAACUUGAGGUUCCGCUUGAAGCUCUUGUUGACUGCAGCAAGGAGAAACCUCAAGAUCGCAUGGACUUUGGUGAACAACUUCAUGACAUGUAUCCGAAAGUUAUAUUCACCAGCGGCAUUAUCUAUUCGCAGUUGAGUCCGAACUGA